This is a messenger RNA of Hydatigera taeniaeformis, 6507 nucleotides long. The record is from the annotation of a GenBank genome assembly. NCBI's taxonomy places the organism in Eukaryota, Metazoa, Platyhelminthes, Cestoda, Cyclophyllidea, Taeniidae.
AUGCUCCAUCUACAAGACCAUCGCAAGAAUUUGCAGGAGUUGGUGCGAAAGCAAAAACGGGCCCGCGCUACUGCUCGCAAAUUGGAGGAAGAACGAGAACGCGAACGUAAUCAACGAAUAGCGGAAAAUUUAGCUGCCACAGCUGAAGCUGCUAAGCUGGCCGCAAAGCGUUCGUUGCGCUUUAAGAGAGGCAAACUAUCAACGUCUAGCUUAAAGGCAGGCCUUGCGUUCACGUUCAUUUUCUUGCUCUACAUGUCCCUCCAGAGUCGGUAUGGUGAAAACUUAAGGAAUGCUACUGAUGUUGAAACUGAUGAAGUUCCACCGGAGUGUGUUCUCCAAGCCUCUCGGCUCCUCGCCGAAGAGGAAAAUGUUGCGCUUAAGAAGCCUCGUUGCCCCGCUACUCUCAUCGUGCCUACAACCUAUCAUUCAAGUUCGCUUAUUGCAAAAUCGCUAUAUUUUUUCCGUUCUAAAGCUGUUUUUGCUAACUUGGGUUUUCUCCUCAAAGAGGAUAAUGCGCUUGCUCGGAAUUCUGUCGCAUCUGCCUCCGCUACACAGUCUACUCAUGGGAAAAUUCAUGAAAAUAAGGACCACCGUAAUGUUGGCUCUUGUCUCUUUCUCACAUCAACAUUCCCAUCAGGCCAGCUCUACAAGAGUUUCUCAGAUGAUAGCAAUCCAAACGCACCAUAUGCAGGACUUUUUUCUGGUCGUUCUGGUGCAGCUGUUGUCUCUACUAGUCUUCCACUAAAAAGCCGGGUAUUAAGACCACGUGCUGGGCGUACCCAUCCAAAGGCACCGAGAACAAAGGGCUUUGGAGUUCAGGUCAACAUACAUGAUCCAAUCGCCUUUCCAGAGUUUUGUGGCGUGGAGCCCAUGCUUGGAGUUUGGUACAUGUAUAUGGGCUGCUCUAGGCACGCUGAAGUGACCACUCAUUGGAAUGAUGCUGAAUGUGAGCAGGCCCGUCUGCAAGCUCGCCUUUGUGCCAGCCGAGCUCGAAGGUUUGUCCAUUUGGAUGCUGAUGGGGAUGACGCCGAUGACGAUGACGCUAUUGAAGUCCUUACGUCUUCGUCAUCUUCCUCCUCCUCCUCCAAAAGUAGUUGCAUUUCUGAGGCCCAGCAAGUGGAUAAUUUACUUGAACCUGCCAAAAAACCUGUCGGCACAACGGAGUCAUCUCAUUGGAUGCCAAAAACUGGAUCUUCUAGUACGAAGUCAGGCACUCCGCUGAGGUCGCUCUUUGACAGUCACUUGAAGCAUCUUCAGGAGCGGUCUAAAACCGUGUCUGAUCCGCUGCGCUUUAUGGAGAUUUACAAACAGAAGUGUCAGGAACAUGUCAUGCACCCACGUGGUGACUCACGCAUCGAGGCCUCAGCGACAGCGGUUCAUCCAGUACAGGUCAAUGGAACACAUUUCAGCUAUGAAGGCUGUGCAUCUGAAACGGACAAAACCAGCGAAGGAGCUUCUUCGAUUCCCAGUUUGGCCGAGGAGAGUGCUCACUCAAGGCAAGUGGAGGUUCAAUCGCGGCAACGACUGGCUCCCGCCGUUUUGGGACUGAGUUUGACUGCGGAGUUGCAUCGAUACGAAACCCUUUCUGCCUCUGAACAGCAUAUUACCGGUCUCGAAAUGACUCGGCAGAUAUCACAAGCUCAGGCAGAGGGUCUCAGUAUGUAUCAUCUUUCGAAAAACACGGCUGUGUCCCCAAUUGUCUUUCCGAGGGUUAGCGAGCCACGUACUCUUACACAAACCGUCACUAAGAGGAGUUUUACCACUGCUACUGCCACCGCCGCUGCUACUACCGCUUUCUUACGUAAUUCUAAUCGGUCCGAAGGGAUAGAUUUUAAUAGGGAUUCGAGCAUUGGCAAUUACAACGCUCUGCGCAGAAUCGAUCCACAUGCAUCGAGCAUGGAUGUCAAUGAUAUAAACGUCACCCCGUCUAAUUUGGAGGUAUCGGCUGCUCUUGAUGACCUUGUGGACGUAAGGUCAGAACAGUUCAAGGGGAUUUUGCAGCAACGUGCGUCCGAGCUCCAUGCUCGCCGCCAUGAGGCCGAGUUGCUGCUAAAAUAUGCCGCCAAGUUGGAUCGUGAGGAACGCAAAGUAGCCGCCCUCGAAUCAAAGGCCGUUAAGGCACUUACACAAUCGAAGGGCCGACGCCCAACAGAAGAGGCUUACAUUCCAUUUCAACAGUCGUCGCAUUCACCCUCUCCCACACUUCAAACUUUGAAGGCGUUUGAAGAGAGUCCACCCCCGCCCGCUCUUCCGACUGCAUCAAUUUUGCUACCAGAUUCGUCGACUUUCCCAUGUUCAUUCCCUGUCGCAUUGCCUUUCGCUGGACAAGUCAGCGUGGUGAACUCUGAGAAUGAUUUCCCAGUAGAGGUGCUGGAAUCGACUGCCUCUCUCCCUAAUCAGCCCUCUCCUAGAUCCAGCACAAAGCUACUGACUCCUCCUCAACAAAGUAGUUUGGGACCGCCAACAAUUCUUCGCGGCAACGAUAAUGGUGCUGGCGUUGGUGAAUCCGACAGACGCGACUUUAAUCAGCAAAGCCUUUCGCUGCAACACCAGUUUGGACAUCGGAAUCAUGAGUCACAGAUUUCAUCACCCCAACGUCUCAACCAAGGCUCCAUUAUCUCUACUUCCUCCUCACCCUCCGGUCUUCGCGCGUAUUCCGACAGUCUUAGCUCAUCGCAGUUCGUCUCUCAGAUAGAAGUUCGUCUGACCUCUCUGCAGAAGGAGCUGCAGCGUCAUGAGAAGCUUCUCAGUCGCAUUGACGCGCAGAAAAAGAUGGCGAAUAAGGAUCGGCUUGUGCGUUUGGAAACAACUCUGGAGAAUCACCGAAAGGUAUAUUUAUACCGUCAUUCGAUGGUUUCUUUUUGUCUGGAGAUAAUUGAUAACAUCAAGAUGGAAAUAGGCUCUUGUCACCAGUCGCUGUGUGAAAAAAGCCAAUUUGAGGCGACUCCUACGGUGCAAAUGACGUCCGGUGCCAGUGCACGUACCUCUCCGUCUUCGGAGCCCUCCUUCUUGGGCAAAUCUAUCCGUCCGUGCUUUCGAAAGUCAAAUAACACCAUGAGUCUUCUGUCAUCGUGUUCAACUGUUGAAGAAGAGGCCGUUAAAGGCACUUGCACGGUAUCUGUGGAAGGAGAGGAGGCCUCUGUACCUUCAGAAACAGACACUCUGAAGUCAUUACGCGGAGGGAGGGCGCUGACUUUUAAGUCAGAUGUGGGUGAAGACGGGAAGCUAGAACGCUUGAUGGGUAUGGGAACUGUGAAGUCUGCAUCACCGAAAGCCUCAACCCUUGCGAAAUUAGGUGAAACAAUGGCAUCGGAGACAUCAUCGGAGUCAUCUAUAACUCAACGAUUAGCUUCGCCAAUGGAAAUGAGUUUGAUUGUAAAACCUGAUUUCGUCCAUUCUGCUACGAACGAUGUGGAUUCUGAAGGACACGUCAGUUCUGCAGAGAAACUUUCUUUAAAGAUGCCCUUGCCUAGUAGAACUCCAUCCGUUGUGGAAAAGACGUCUCUGUCGAUAUUGAUUUCAGAUGAUCAGAUUAGUUCUGCGACUUUGGCGAGGUCUGAGUCUGGGGAACCUGAUAAAUCUAGGAGCACCGAAGCAAAAAUAACUUUGCAGAUGUCUUCAGAAGCAUUGGGUCCGAUCAGAUCAACUCAAAUGCAUACAGAGAUGGAAGAAUCAAAAGCAAGCAUUAAUGAGCAGGCGAUUAGUUCCGCAGCUUCUAUGCAUUCCAAUGUAUCUAAAUGUGUGAAACCUAUAGAGUUUGGAAGUUUUGUUGAGGUACUGGGUUCUGAGGUGCCUUCACAAGAAAUUAUCCCAGUUGAAAAGAGUUCAUUCCCCAUGGAUCCUAAACCAAUGUCAAAUUCUGUUGCUGCUGCUGGAGAGUUGAAUGAGGCACCUUUGGAAGUUGACGUAGGCGGCUAUAAAGGUAAAGCAGUGUCUUCUGAGGUGGCUUCUCGAGCUGACCCAAAGGACAUUUCGGGGGAGGUUGAGCUGACGACCACUUCUGUUGAAGUGUUUCCUCCAGACAAAGAACCGGAAUCAUCUGAAUCUAAUCAUUCUCGCACUGAGAUCAAGGAGGCUGGAGAGGAUUGUAAGGAAGAAAAGGGCGAGAGGAGUGGCUCAAUUGAAACUGUUGCCUCAGAGCUCUCUCUUAAAACGCCUUCUUUAAACUCAAAUACCCUUAGUGCAGGGGUUCAGGAACUGAAUUCAGCAAAGGAAUCGAUAAAUCAAAUCACUACUGGAUCGAAAUCUGAAUCGGCGUCAGACACUGCGGAUGUCUACACGGAGGACUUUGAAGAUGAGGCGUUUGCAGACGAUGAUCCAAAACAGGAUCACGGAUGCUUAGUGGGUACCGAUGCAAUUUUGGAAGUACAGGUGUCAGAUUCUGCAUCAUCAUUGGAUUUCAUUGAGAUCAAGACAAACGCUUUACUGGAUGGAUUUAUUGACCAAUGGCUGAAUGAUUUCAUCGGCGAAGGAGUUAUUACCGAUACAACGGGAAUGGUGGUUAAUACGCCCUCGCGGACUGUUCUGCUGUUCAAGGAUGCUAUGCAAUUUUUCUUUCACCUCCGUGCCUCUUCAAAGCCCGGAACAUUUGAGGAAGUUUUAAAUUCAAUCCAGUAUCCGCCUCGUUUUACCGAGACCUAUGCUGAGGAUGAGGACUUGAAGAUCUGUGAACGCGUGCCUCAGUCGCGGCUGGUGAACCGGCCACUUUUCUUUGACCUGAUUCGCAUUGGCAUGCUCGACAUUUUCGCAGGUGAAGACGAGGACGUCAAAAAUAAUCGCGAGCCCCGUCUCAACAGCGCACGUCUUCAUAUGUGGCGCGGUAGGCACAGGCCCGAAAGUCAGUCGCGUUGGGAGGCCAUUCUAGCUCCACAGCUAGAGGCAAUAUUGGGAAUGUCCUUAGAUCCAGCGGAAUCCUCGGGUCCUUCGCCCUCGAUUUUGCCUGAACCGCAGGUUUUCGAUCCUUUCGUUCUGCGUAGUAGCCUUGUCCAGUGGACGCUAUACUCGAAGACCUGUUGGAUCGAGCAGUUGUUGGAGGCGGAGCUGCGUGAUGAGGACUCCUCUUGGUUCAACCUUAAGCCCUUUGAGGAGCAGGUCAUUGACAGUGCUGUCGAAGCUAUUACACUUGAACUUGCCAACGACGAGGCGGCUGCUGUCGUGAAGAGGCUGAGGCACGAACAUGAGUGCGAGGAGAAAUGUUUGAAGGAGCAGGAGACGGGAAAAAGUGUGGGAAUGGGCGCCGCACAUUCGCAUGGUUCGACAAGGUGGGCAGCUUCAAAGCCGAAACCGAAGUCGAAGCCCUUUUCUCUUGACACUUUUGUUUCCGACUUGGUCAAGCAGAUGGUGGAACGCACCGUGGAUGGUGUAAUUGAAGAAAAACAGAGGAAAAAAUCCAAUGCAGUUGAAAAAACAGAAGAAUCCAAAGAGUCUUCGACGAACUCCAAGGCAGAUGAAUCUGAACUGGAAGUGCUCAGUUCUACCAAUGAUUUCUUUCGAACUACCUUGGCAGACGAUCAUCUAGACAAGUCUGACAGCACUCCGGACGGUUUCAUGGAAGAUGAUGAACUCUCCACCACUUCUACAUCGUCCUCAUUACAGACUACCACCAGUUCAUCUCCCCUGGAGGACUCCACCAAUGCACUCGUCGUCUCGCCUCCAUCUCCUCCUCCCCCUCCGCCCGGAAUUCCAGAAGAUCAACUGGUCGGGCUAAUUGUUAAUAUACCCUCGCGACUAGCAUCGUUAUUUAAAGACGGAAUGCAGUUCUUUUGGAGCCUGCGCACUUCAUCCAAGCUUGGAACGUUUGAAAAGGCGUUGAGAGAGGCCACGUAUCCACCUCGCUUCACCAUGGACUGUGUCGAAAGAGAAGAUGUUGAACUCUGCAGGUCAGCAGACGAAAUGAGCCUCCUGAAUCGACCUCUCUUCUUCGACUUUAUUCGUGAAAUACUUCAGCGCGUAUACGAAGGUGAGGACGAGGAUGUCCAGCUGAAUCGGAUGCCUGUUGUCAACAGCGCCCGAUACCGACUAUGGCUUGGACCCAGGCGACCGAACUCAUUGACUUUGCUAGAGCGUAUUGUUCAAACAAAUCUGGAGGCCGAUUUUGGCGUUUCACUUAAAUCGCGCUGUGGCAAUUCUGAGGAGGAUCGCAAUCGUAAUCCCUCUCCGCCUCGUGUGGUCAUGGAUACUAAUCGACUGCCUCGACUGGCCCAGUGGACCAUUAAACGUAAGGACUGGCUUGACCAACGACUGGAAUUGGAGAUGCGAGCGGACGAGCCAACCUGGUUCAACUAUAGACCUUUUGAGCAGAAUUUGUUGAAUAAUCUGACCAUAAUGGUCAUGACAGACAUUUUCAAUGAGGUGUACGAUAGGUGUGCCAAGAAGGUCGCAAGGGAGGUUUAUUAUGAGGAUUUGCACUUGUUGAAUGGUAAACCAGGGUCACAGGUGAGGAAGAACUUUGGAAUGGAUUUAGUCCGAGUUCGAAGUCCCAGCUCAAUGUCGGGAACUACGACAUGA